CCUGAUGAUUCGAUAACAGUUUUCCCGGUGACGUCAACCCUGGAAAUAAGCAAUGUUGCGAAAAGGCACGAAGGAUCGUAUCGUUGUGUGGCAACGAAUGAUGGAAAGAUGCGCACAAGCCGCGAUGCACAGCUCAAGAUAAGCCCCGAGAAUAGCGUAGGAAAUGAGUUUUCGGAGCCUUAUUUUGUACUGGAACCGCGAGGUGACGUGGUGAACGAGGGCGAAGUGGUUGUACUGGAAUGCCUAGUAAAUGGAUGGCCAAGACCAGAUGUCCGUUGGCUGAAAGGUUCAGAGACGGUGCCGGCUGAUGGCGACAGGGUGAGUUUUGUUGCUUUCGCAAAGUAA
Molecule: messenger RNA, 345 nt
Organism: Gongylonema pulchrum
Lineage: Eukaryota; Metazoa; Nematoda; Chromadorea; Rhabditida; Gongylonematidae
Source: the annotation of a GenBank genome assembly